GUUAAAUAAAAUAUGAAAUCUUUAAAAUUCAAAAUACCUUCAAAUUGUACAAUGAUGUAUAAAUUACCAUACACAUACACGUAAACCUGAGUGUCGUUGAAGGUGAGGAUAAAAAAAAAAAGAUGUUUUUUAUCAGUCGCACAUGGCCGAUACGGUAUGCGGCGGCGAAAGACGAAGCCGCGAAUUAUACCUUUGAGGAAUACGACAAAUACAAUGCUCAGUUUGCCUACCUGGUGUUCACUUACUGUUCGUUCUACUUUCUCAUCGUGGGAAUACCUGGAAAUAUCUUAACCCUUGUCGUGCUACGUAGGAGGAGGUUGCGUGACUCGGAUUUGUCCCUGUACCUGGCCAGUCAAUGCAUCUUUAACGUCAUCUCUCUCCUCCUCUACGUCAUCCGCUACCUGCCCGUGGGUUUACAGAGCAGUGACGUCAAGACCAACUACUUGACCAUCUGCAGCGGCUACCUGUUCCUGAGUAAUUGCAUCAUCGCAAUCGUCUGUUGGCACCAGGUGCUACUGGCGAUAUGGAGAUUCUUGUACCACAGUGUCAGCAUUCGACCUAUGUACACCGGUUACGAACCUCCAUUGGCCGUAUUAGGGACCUGCCUGUUUUGUGGCUUUUACGAAAUCCUUAUAACUUAUUUUGGCAGUAAACGGCAAGAUAUAUUCAGCGGUUACAGCGAAUGUCUUCUAGACCAAGCGGUAUGGACAAAAGCCAACUAUAUCCUGGUCUUCGUGGUGCCCUGUGCCUGUCUGGUCAUCUUCUACUUAUUGUGGUUCAUCAUUCACAGGCGGAGAGAUGUCGACUGCAAAAACAUUCACGGGCUCGUUGCUUUCCUCGUCAAAACAACGAACGUCAUCUUUCUCGUGACGUCACUGGUUGCUCCCACCUACUAUUACCUAGUGUUUUCACGGUUCGAUGAAAACACGCGUCAGACGCGAGUGUACCUAGGCUACUUUGUAUCCCAGUCGACUAUCCACAUGAGUUUCGCUUCCAACGUGCUUGUGUACCUGACCCUGAGUUCCGCAUACCGGAAGGAGCUGCAUCACAUGUUUGUGGGGAUGUUCAGGCGCAAGUCGGUGUUGAUCGUGGACGAGGUUGAUGAAGAGGAAGAGGAUAUGAUGGAUGAGGUGGAUAAGACUAUAGAGUCUGUUGUGGGAUUCAACGAAACGAAGAUAUGAAGCAAGGACACCCACAGGAGCGGGUGAUACACAUUUCAUAAACUAAUGGACGUGUUUACCACUCAAUCUUAUUUUCUUCAAACAACCACUUUUAAUGUCAGUUAUUAUAAUUUAUUAUUCUUCAACUUUU
Molecule: messenger RNA, 1311 nt
Organism: Physella acuta
Lineage: Eukaryota; Metazoa; Mollusca; Gastropoda; Physidae
Cellular component (GO): membrane
Source: RefSeq, a predicted model, not a curated record